This is a messenger RNA of Naegleria gruberi, 849 nucleotides long. RefSeq lists its product as uncharacterized. Bases 1 to 849 code for a protein of 282 amino acids. NCBI's taxonomy places the organism in Eukaryota, Heterolobosea, Eutetramitea, Acrasida, Naegleriidae. The transcript has a single exon. The record is from RefSeq and is a predicted model, not a curated record.
AUGGAUAGAGAUAUUGUAAAGGCUCAUUUAACUUACUUUACUAAUUAUUCCUAUUUUACUAAUGUUGAUAGGUGUUUCACUGCUGAUGAAGAGAUGGUUACACUUGUUCUUUCCAGAGAUGUUGAACAAUGGAAAUACAUUGAUGAGUCAUUGAAGAAUAAUGAAAAAUUCUUGGCUAAGAUUUUGACUAUUAUUCCUUCCAUUUACAAGUUUUUCCCUUUGAGCAAGCGAUGCAUUAAGGAAGUUGCCUUAAAAGCAAUGAAAUAUGGUAAAAACUUAUGCUUGGCAAGUGAAGCGCUCAAGAAUGAUAAGGAUGUUGUGAUGGAAGCUGUUUCAAAUUCAGGCCAGUCUAUUAGAUAUGCAUCGAAGGAACUGAGACAAGAUAAAAAAGUGAUUGAAGCAGCUUUGAAGAAUGACCCUUAUGGAGUAUCAUACAUCCUUUCAAAACUAACUGAAGAAGAAAGAUUGAUUGGAACAUGGAGAUUCCAAUUCAAGGUCGGUGAACAUUCCCAAUACAAUCACGAUCUCAUGAUUUUUGAUUUAGUUUUGAAUGCUGAUUAUUCAUACCUUUUAUUCAAUCAAGAUAUCUCUGAAGAUUACGAUGCUGGGUAUCCAAGAACAAGAGACAGAAAAACCACUGGUAAAUGGAAAAUUGGAAUCUAUAACAGUGUUGAUGCUCUCUAUUUGGAUGAAAAUGCUUUAAUGUCCAUUGCCAUGUUAAAUGAGUGUGCUAAUUAUCACAACAGAAAUUGUGAACAGUUUAAUGAAGAGGCUGAGAGGCAUACGUACUCUCAUGAUAGAAAGACUUUCUCAUUUGCAGAUGGUGUUUGGUCUGAAAGACUUUUUUAG